AUGGCCAGUAAUCACAAACCUUCAGCAGCUCGCCCUAUUUCACGAGGUGGAAUUGGAUUAACAGGAAGGCCUCCUUCUGGAAUACGACCUUCAUCAGGAAAUAUUCGAGUGGCAACUGGAAUGCCACCUGGAACAGCAAGACCAGGGUCUCGUGGUGGUCCCAUAGGGACAGGAGGAGUUCUGUCUUCUCAAAUCAAAGUUGCAGAUCGUCCUGUAACACAACAAGGUUUGAGUGGAAUGAAAACUGGGAUGAAAGGUCCCCAGAGGCAAAUUUUAGACAAAUCUUAUUACCUUGGGCUUCUUAGAAGUAAAAUAAGUGAACUUACAACUGAAAUUAAUAAACUUCAGAAAGAAAUAGAAAUGUACAAUCAAGAGAAUUCAGUAUAUUUGUCAUAUGAAAAAAGGGCUGAGACUUUAGCUGUUGAAAUCAAAGAGUUUCAAGGACAAUUAGCAGACUACAACAUGUUGGUAGAUAAACUUAAUACCAAUACUGAAAUGGAAGAAGUAAUGAAUGAUUACAACAUGCUUAAAGCUCAAAAUGAUCGAGAAACACAAAGUAUGGAUAUCAUAUUUACUGAAAGACAAACGAAAGAAAAACAAAUUAGAAGCGUAGAAGAAGAAAUUGAACAGGAAAAACAAGCAGCAGAUGGCAUUAUCAAAAAUAUGUCUCCUGAAAAACAAGUCAAAUACGUAGAGAUGAAAACUACAAAUGAGAAAUUGUUGCAGGAAUUAGAUACACUUCAGCAACAACUAGAUUCAUUAAACAUGAAAAAAGAGAGCCUAGAAGCUGAAAUAGCACAUUCCCAGGUAAAACAGGAGGCUGUAUUGCUGCAUGAAAAACUUUAUGAGUUGGAGUCCCAUCGAGAUCAAAUGAUUGCAGAAGACAAAAGCAUGGGAUCUCCAAUGGAAGAGAGAGAGAGAUUACUUAAGCAGGUUAAAGAAGAUAAUCAGGAAAUAGCCAGCAUGGAGAGACAGUUAACAGAUAUAAAAGAAAAAAUAAAUCAGUUUAAUGAAGAAAUUAGACAACUUGACAUGGAUUUAGAGGAACACCAAGGUGAAAUGAAUCAGAAGUAUAAGGAACUAAAAAAAAGGGAGGAAAAUAUGGACACUUUUAUUGAGACUUUUGAAGAAACUAAGAAUCAGGAACUGGAAAGGAAGGCACAGAUAGAAGUCAACAUUGUUGCACUUUUGGAACACUGUAGUCGAAACAUAAAUCGUAUGAAACAGAUAUCCUCUAUCACCAAUCAAGAGCUAAAGAUGAUGCAGGAUGACCUCAAUUUUAAAUCUACAGAAAUGCAGAAAUCACAAAGUACAGCUAGGAAUUUGACUUCAGAUAGUCAACGUCUACAGUUGGAUCUACAGAAAAUGGAGCUUCUAGAAAGUAAGAUGACUGAGGAACAGCAUUCUCUAAAAAGUAAAAUUAAACAGAUGACAACUGAUCUGGAGACAUAUAAUGAUUUAUCUGCUUUGAAAUCGUCAGGUGAAGAGAAGAAAAAGAAACUACAUCAGGAGAGAACAGUGUUAUCAACCCACAGAAAUGCCUUUAAGAAAAUCAUGGAGAGGCUAAAUACAGAAUAUGAGACACUAAAAACACAGUUACAAGAAAAUGAGACACAUUCUCAGCUUACAAAUUUGGAGAGAAAGUGGCAACACCAUGAGCAAAAUAACUUUGUGAUGAAAGAAUUUAUAGCAACCAAGAGUCAAGAGAGUGAUUACCGGCUGGUUAUGAAGAAUGUGACCAAGCAGAUUGCAGAAUACAAUAAAACCAUCGUGGAUGCUCUGCAUAGCACUAGCAGAAACUGAAUCUAAAUCAACUGCAAGUCUCUAUAAAAGUAGCCUCUUGCUACUAAACUUUGUUCAAAAUGAUUGAAAAAAGAGUAGUUUAUCCUUGAAACUUUUACUUGAAAUUUCUUAAGGCGAUAUAUUUUUGGCCUUAUAAUUUCUUAAAGAGUUAUAGUUUUAGCAAAAUAGUUCAUUAAACAUUUGCAUAUAAAAAUUGUCAUCUUUUCUUUUUAUGACAUUUGCAUUUGUUUUGUAGGGGUGAUAAAAAUGUCUGAAAGAACUAGGAGAUAAAGUGACCAUUGAGAGUUCAUUUAGGCUGGUAUAAUCCAUCUAUGGCAGCAAAUGGGAUAAUUCUUGUAUCUGUCAGCUCUAGGAGGAAAGCUUGCAGUGUUGUUCUGAUUUAGCACUUACAUCAAUCCUGUCAAUUUUUACAUCUAUUCUUAGAAGGGAGAUGUUUAGCUUUGAGACUUGCUUCUCAAAUAGUAUAUAUUUGAUGUGUUUUAGAGCAUAUAAGGCCAUGGAGCUAUAUAUGUAACACAUGUUCUUUAUGUAUCAGUUAUCCCUGAAGAUUUGAAAUUAAAAGAUUUUAAUCUUUGCCUUCUUAAAAGAUUUUGUCGCAUAUAUAUGUCAGGAAAAGCUUGAGGUUUAAAAAAAUGCUGUACUGAUGGUGGGCUGUUUGACCUAUGGCUGGCCACUGCUGUUCAUUCCCAUCAUGGAGUCUGCAUUCACUCUCUUAGUACUGUUAGGAGGACUUAAUUAGAUUAAUUUAUGAGCAUUACCUGGAAUGUUUGAAAGGAAAAGCUGGAAGGGGUUGAAUUGUAUAGUGUUUAUCCAGCCUUGUUGGGAGGAGAGAAGCAUACAAUCUGGAAAACAUUAUAGUAACUAAAGAUAUAUUGUCCCUUAUGGGGCAGGAAUGAGUCACUUUGGCCAGGAUAAAAUUUUCUUUAAAACGGUCCUCAUUUUACUCUGAUCUCAUAUUCACCAAGUAACUUUAACUCUACUUCUCAGUAUUCCUGAAACACAAGCAUAUUGAUUUCUUUAAAAAAAAAAUUCUUUGAAUUUAUUGAGAUUUAAUUUGCAUAUUAUAAAAUUCACCCAUGCAUUCUGCUUUCUUGAACUAAAUAGUUCUCACUGUUGAGUCAUUCACCUUCCGUAUGUGCAAAUUUAGGUAGAGCAUUGUUUAGCCUGGUGAACUGUGACUACGGCUAAUGACCUUCCUGAAAUGCAUUCUUCAGAUGCGGAGUUACUGAGGUUAUUAAUAUUUCAGGCUAUAGUACCAAAGGAUUCAUGUUCAAAUAAGUUUGGAAACACUGUUUGAAACAAAGGUAAAUUGUUUUCUUUCUUCUUGACUUCUCAGAGCCUUUAAUAUGCUAAUGAGCAGUAAGCUCAAGGGGAGUAUCUACUGUAAAGCAUUUCCCAAAUGUAUUUCCUCAGAACCCUUAUUUUCACAGAGAAUAGGUCCCAUGAGACUUAUGUUCUGAGAAAUAGAUCUUACACUAAAUAUCUUUUACAGACUAAAAAUAAUGUCAUCUUCUCAAAUCUUUUGGAUGGCUAUUUGACCUUCUCCGGAUGACUCCUGAGUGUGUCCCUUUCUAGUUACCACAGGUUUAUUUUACCAUGGUUGUAUGUUUUCCAGGAAAUUGGGAGCAGAAAAUAUUUAUCAUAUAUAAAUGUCACAAGAAAAAUAGUUAUUUUUUAGCUUUAUUCUUUUAGGGGUUAAAAAGAAUAAAGUCUGAAAUUUAGUGGAAAUAAGUAAUGGAUUUUGAUGACAAUUUGCCUAGCCCUUUGUUCAUUCAUAAGUGAUUAGGAGCCUUUUUCUGUAAAUGGCUGGCUGUUGGAAAAUGUUCCUCUUCUAUACAGUAAACAACCAUAGAUAUGAGUGAGCGUUUGACUUAGGCUAGAGAAUUGACUCUAACAGUCUCUUAAUCACACUGAUUCUACUUAUCAGAUACUUCCAAGGAGGAAGAGAAUCCGGGAAACGUAUCUGUGGGCAAGUAAUCUUUUAUUUCUGUCAUUUCAAAGAGAAUUCAAAUGCCUUAUGUUUAAGUUAGUUUCUUCUAUUUCUAUUUAAAUAUUCUACUCCUUGUAAUGUACCCUUUCAAACUAGUUACCAAAUAAUAAUUUUUACUAUUAAUAAUAAGGGUUUUCUCUGAGUGGUGGGAUCAUGGGUGAUUUUAAUCUUCCUUUUGCUUUUUGAUAUUUUCAAAAUUAUCUAUGAUAAUUUUGAUAUUUAUAAAAUUAUAAAAUACAUAUAAUACAAAUGUAAUACAAAUUCAAAUAAAAUCUUUUAUGUAGCUAGUACUUUGACUCAGCAGUGAUUGGUUCUAACUAGAACUCAACCAGUCUUACCCAGAAAGAGAGUAAGAGGAAGAUUAGCUUAUCCAAUAAAUGUGUAUCUUUGCCUUAUGACAAUGGGGAGCUCAGCAGGAAAAAAAACAAGACAAAACAUUGAGAAUUUCUUUUAAAAAAUGCAAGGUUUCCAACUUCCUUUCAAAUUACUCAUAUAUAAUAUUUGGGGAAUAUAACUAAGCAGCAUUUCUUUAAACUAAAAUGUGUUAUCUGAGGGAAAUUCUCACUAAUGUCUCUUCCUUCCUCUCAGAGCCUUUUAACAAAUCCAACAAGAAUAUAUUCUCUUUGCUGGGAUAGAACUUGGGGCUAACAUCUGCAUGAUCCGGCUCUUCCUCAGUCAGUCACAUCCCUCAGUGAGUUCCAUUCCUGUUAAAAUAACACUUUUUAAGUCACAUGGAAAGAGGCUGCAGACUGAACAAACAUGCUGAGUAGUUUUACUAAUGAAGAUCAACAUGGGAAAGUUAGGAAGUCUUUGUUUUUCCUAUCCUUAUCCUUUAUCAGUAAAUAAACAUGAGUUCUUGAUACUCUUUUUCACCAACUGGGGAGUCCCUGCUUUGGACUAUAGUCUGGUCUCAUGUUAAGGUGCAAAAUUCAGUGCCAGGAUUAGAGUGUGGAGUAAAGCCAUUCACAGUAGAGAUGAAAGUCCAGUUAAUACUAACCCCAGGGGUGCUUGCUGUCCCCGGCCCAGUAUCUCUGUUGUUCUUUCCUUUUGCUAUAAAUUAUAGUGUUUAGAUUUCAAAUAAGAAGAAAUCAAGAAUGGACCAUUAUAAAAUUAUAGUAAUCUAUUUUUAAAUUGAUUUUGUAUCCUUCAUUUUCAUAUACCUUUUUGAAUAAAAAUAGGUUUUGUCUUAAAAUCAUAGAUCCACAGUUUGAGAAAAGAAAUUUAACAUUUUAAAAAGACAUUUUUAAUACAAAAGUAGAAAAUUUAGAAAAGACAGAUGAACAAAAUGAAAAUAAGUUGCCUGUAAACUCACCAGUCUCUUUUGAUGUACAUCUAUACAUCUGUC
This is a messenger RNA of Choloepus didactylus (southern two-toed sloth), 5138 nucleotides long. It is a transcript of the gene IFT74, whose product is annotated as intraflagellar transport 74. Bases 1 to 1803 code for a protein of 600 amino acids. Gene Ontology annotation, molecular function: beta-tubulin binding. NCBI's taxonomy places the organism in Eukaryota, Metazoa, Chordata, Mammalia, Pilosa, Megalonychidae. The record is from RefSeq and is a predicted model, not a curated record. Gene Ontology annotation, cellular component: centrosome; cilium; intraciliary transport particle B. Gene Ontology annotation, biological process: cilium assembly; intraciliary transport involved in cilium assembly. The transcript is spliced from 19 exons.